This is a messenger RNA of Hibiscus syriacus, 1418 nucleotides long. RefSeq names its product actin cytoskeleton-regulatory complex protein PAN1-like. The record is from RefSeq and is a predicted model, not a curated record. NCBI's taxonomy places the organism in Eukaryota, Viridiplantae, Streptophyta, Magnoliopsida, Malvales, Malvaceae. The transcript has 2 exons. Bases 59 to 823 code for a protein of 254 amino acids.
UUCCUCUCUCUUAUUCUCAGUUCAGUUCAGUUCUUCUGAGGUUUCCAUCUCUGAGCACAUGGACAGUCAGAAAGGUCCUCUUUUUAGCUGGGCUUACUUCUGUCAAGGGAAGACACUGGAAGAGCUUAGGUAUUCUCUUUUUUAUACUACUCUGGAGCUGGAAGAGACUAGGAUGGCAGCUCAGGGGGAGCUGAGAAAGAGAGAUGACCAGCUAAUUCAACUCGAAGAGUUGCUAAGCAAGGCAAUGAGAGAGAGAGAUGAAGCACAGGAGAAAUGUCGGAAACUUUUCCUUGAGAAACUCCUACUUCAGCAGCAGCAGCAGCAAGUUGCUCCUCUCUCUGGAGUUUCUGGCGUUGAGGAUGAACGCAGAAGAGGAAUUGACUCCAACAAUGGGUUCUCCUCCUCUGACUGUGAGGGGAGCAUUGUUUCAUCUCCUGUUCAACAACCACAACUACCACCAGCACCACAAUGUCAAUCCAUGGCAGAAACAACCGUAGAGCUAGUGCCUGAUAAGCCAUUGCCCGAAAAGGGAAAGCUUUUACAAGCAGUGAUGAAAGCUGGUCCUCUCCUGCAAACCCUUCUUUUAGCAGGGUCACUGCCUCAAUGGAGACACCCACCACCACCACUCGAGUCCUUUGAGAUCCCACCGGUGACCAUUCCUUCACCUCCACCACCCCCACAACUCCUCCACCAAGACUCCUUGAUCAGCAUUAACGCCUGCAACACUCUAAACACCUGUGGUAAAGUAAUCAGGAAAAGGGGUCUUUAUGAUGCCUCUGAUUCUCCUCCAGAAACCAAAUGCCAACGAUUAGUUCUUCAUUGACUACCACCACAAACCAAGACUAGUCUAAAAUGGUAUUUACUAAUUCCAUUAAAAUUUACCAUUUCUAAACUCAAUAUAGGUUAGUCAGGGUGAAAAUCAGACUAUCAGGGAAUGGUGACUGAUUUCAGCAUUUUUGUACAUAGGGUUGUCAAUUGUUUCAGUGAAGCAAUUAUCCAAAUUCCUAGUUGAACUCUUUGGAGAGAGUCAAAGAGAGCUUUGUUUUCCGGUGAAGAUUUUUUGCCCUUCUUUUUUUUCUCCCCUGAGAUUGGUUUUUGCUCCAGGAUGUGAAAGGGAGCUUUGAAUUUGAUAUCUCCAAGAACUUGCAGUGGCAUGUGAAAAUUUAGUACUAGUAAGCGUGGGAGUGUUUGAGACUUGAUAAAUUAGUUUAAAAUUAGAUGCUGAAGCACAAUGAUCGGGUGUGGCCAACAGCCAGAAGGUUUAAGAGGGCGCUUGCUUGUCGGAUUAGUGGAUCCCACAAAAUCGAAUCAGGAUCUGCUGCUUGCGUAAAUGUUGUAUGAUCAUAAUUAUAUUUUUGUGGAGGGAAGCAUCACUACUAUUAGUAUUUGUUAUUUAUGUAGCGUACGUCUUAUGUUUC